AUGAACACCUCCCCAGCCAAUCAGGCGCAGAACUCUACAACGUACAAAAAGGUUAAGGGGGCCCCCGACUACGAUGACGCAGCUUACUGGGAUACGAAGUUCAUAACCGGCCAGGAUGUUGGCGAGUGGCUGAAUGAGGGUGAUUUGCUCAUUGAUCGUGCCAUUGCUGAUCUUGAGAAACAAUAUUCACCGACCAUUGAUAACCAGGGUGUGACAAAAGAUGAUGGAAUUUCCACACCACGCACAUUGCAUUUGGGACCUGGUAUUUCGGCCGUUGGGAGCAAACUUUGUGAGGCUUUCGAGAGGAGGGGUUGGAAGGGAUGUGAUAUUGUUAAUGUGGACUUUUCCUCUGAAGCAGUACGGCUAGGCCGCGAGCGUGAAACAGAAAAGUCCAACCCAGACAGCAUCAUGCACUGGAUCCAAGCAGAUCUGUGCUCCUGGAAAGACGUAUCUCAACGACUUCUCCCACUCGCCCCGUUCGAUGUGCUACUUGACAAAAGUACAAGCGAUGCUAUUGCAACCUCAGUCCCACGGAUAUUCCAUCGUUCGUCCAUAGCAGCCGAAGCAAACGAUGUUAUUUGCCCAGCUCUCCGCAGCCUGUUGCAGGAUGAGACGACUUUCAAAGGACGGGUUGAUAGUCUCACUCUUCUACCUGUCGAAUUGCUGGCGCUUCAUCUUGUCCCGUUGACUAGAAAAGGUGCGAUUUGGCUGGUCCUGUCCUACUCUAGUACACGAUGUGAUGGUUUGCCAUAUUUGAAUAUGUAUUGGGAGGUCGUCUCGCGCACUCCACUAAAAGCGCCUUCUGGUCAGGCAUCGUCAGCAGCUGCUAUGGUGCCUGACGUGUUUCAUUGGUUAUAUACUCUACGACGAAAAUGA
Talaromyces marneffei is the source of this 876-nucleotide messenger RNA. RefSeq lists its product as uncharacterized. The coding region runs from base 1 to 876 and encodes 291 amino acids. Lineage: Eukaryota; Fungi; Ascomycota; Eurotiomycetes; Eurotiales; Trichocomaceae. The record is from RefSeq and is a predicted model, not a curated record. The transcript is spliced from 2 exons.